Messenger RNA from Corvus hawaiiensis (hawaiian crow), 3959 nucleotides. RefSeq names its product espin (gene ESPN). The record is from RefSeq and is a predicted model, not a curated record. The coding region runs from base 549 to 3647 and encodes 1032 amino acids. Gene Ontology annotation, molecular function: actin filament binding. Gene Ontology annotation, cellular component: cytoplasm. Gene Ontology annotation, biological process: actin filament bundle assembly. The transcript has 12 exons. Lineage: Eukaryota; Metazoa; Chordata; Aves; Passeriformes; Corvidae.
GGUCCCGUGUGGGUGGCUGUGGCCGUGGGAGACGGUCACGCGUGGUGCUCCCAACUCUGCCGACGGCGAGCCGGGGUCCGUCUCAGCCGGCACGGGCAGGGCUCCACUGUGCCUAGCGGGCGGCAUCCGACGGACCCGGAGAGUCCCCGGCAUCCCGGAGGGGUUCAGCCGCGAGGGCAGCACAUAUUCCCCGGGGCUGCCGCCCCCUCCCGGGGUUACACAACGGCGGGACCGAGGCGGUAAGCGGCUUGCCCCGGGGCCGGCCGAGGGUUAAAGACAUGUGACGGCCGAAGGAAGAGGAGGCGGCGGCGGGGCUGGAAGCGGGGAUUAAUCGGGAAGUAAGGGGUCAACACAUCGGCGACCUCCUGGCCAGGGGCCAGCCCUACCCGCGCCCCACCGAGCGUCAAGGGCGGACGGGCCGGCGGCACAGCGGGGCUCGGCGGCGAGUCCCUGCGGUUAGCGGCUCCGCGGCCGGUAGAACAAGGAGGGCAUUGUGCUGCACUCACUGUGCGGACGCAGGCCCUGACGGAGGGCAGACACGCUGGCCCAUGGUCCCUCCAAUGCCCUGUGCUCCUGCUCCAGCCCCGCUCGGUACGGACAGGAACUUCAUCCUGGCCAUCCCAUCCGCCCGGAAGCAGGAUAUAGACAACUCUGGUGCCACCAUCCUGCACCUGGCAGCCCGCUUUGGUCACCAUGAGGUGAUCGACUGGCUCCUCCGCUUUGGAGGCAGCGACCCCACGGCGGCCACCAACACGGGAGCACUGCCCGUCCACUACGCUGCGGUCAAAGGGGAUUUCCCUUCCCUGCGACUCCUCUUGGGACACUGCCCCAGUACCCUGAGUGCCCAGACCAAGACGGGGGCCACCCCGCUGUACCUCGCCUGCCAGGAGGGCCACCUGGAGAUCAUCCAGUACCUGGUUCAGGACUGUGGGGCUGACCCCCACGCGCGCGCUUAUGACGGCAUGACCCCACUGCACGCCGCCGCCCAGAUGGGCCACAACACUGUCAUCGUAUGGCUGAUGAGCUUCACGACGGUGAGCCUGUCGGAGCGGGACGCCGAGGGGGCCACAGCCAUGCACUUCGCUGCCAGCCGCGGCCAUGCCAAGGUGCUGAGCUGGCUGCUGCUGCACGGCGGGGAGAUCACUGCUGACAGCUGGGGCGGCACACCGCUGCAUGAUGCCGCCGAGAAUGGCGAGCUGGAGUGCUGCCAGAUCCUGGUGGUGAACGGUGCCGACCUCAGCAUCUGUGACCAGGAUGGCUACACAGCAGCCGACCUCGCUGACUACAAUGGCCACAGCCACUGCGCGCAGUACCUGCGCACCGUGGAGAACAUGAGCGUGGAGCACCGCGUGCUGUCACGAGACCCCUCGGUGGAUGGGGAAUGCCGACAGCCCGACUCGGGCAUGUCAUCGCCCAACACCACGGCGUCGGUGCCCCAGGCGCGCUUCGAGCUGGCAUCGCGUGACAGCAGUCCCGAGGGCCUGCGCCGGGCCGACUCCAGCAGGCGGUCAAGGAAUUUCGGCAAGCAGCCGAGCACCGGUGACUACUACAAGCACCUGGGGCACGUUGUGGCCGAGCAGCCAGGCCCCCAGCGAAUGGCGCACACCGAGGAGGCAUCACCCAUCUCGGCGGACACCAUGAGCAAUGGGGAGAGCAAGCCUGGUGCCGAGCUGCCGCCCCCACCCCCGCCCCCCCCACUGCCCGACACCUCCUGCCCGACGCCCCCACCGCCGCCCCCGCUCGCCGAGACUCCCGCCGGGCCCCGCCGCUCCUCCUCCUCUACGGGAAGUGUCGGCGCGGGGGCCCCCACGCCCGCUCGCCCCUGCCUGCUCUCACUGCUGGCCGCUUCUCUUCUCUCUUGUCUCGCGGUGGCCAAAUCCUUCCUCUGCCGCGCGCCCUGCGCCGCCUCUCUGCUUCUCUCCCUAGGAGGAAAGGCGCUCAGGCAGAUGAAGAGCACCAAGUCCUUCAACAUGAUGUCCCCCACCGGCGACAACUCGGAGCUGCUGGCCGAGAUCAAAGCUGGGAAGAGCCUCAAGCCGACGCCACAGAGCAAAGGCUUCACCACCGUCUUCUCCGGCAGCGGCCAGGCAGGGGCCAACGCAGAGUCGCCACUGUCGUCCCCGUCACCCACCAGGACGCCCACCCCGCCGGCCACCCCCGAGGCUGCUGGGCCACCACGCUGCCUGGCAGGGGGCUCACCAGAGCCAGUGCUGAACGGAAGCUCACCGGUGCCAGCAGUAGGCGCUGGGGCAGCGGUGGAGGUGGAGGCGCUGGUGCCGAGCCAGGACGAGCAGGGCCGACCCAUCCCCGAGUGGAAGCGGCAGGUGAUGGUGCGCAAGCUGCAGCUCCGCAUGCAGGAGGAAGAGGAGCAGCGGCGCAAGCCUGGGAGCCGCUCGCCGCCCCUGUGCCGGCGCGGGCCACCUGCCCGCGGGGGCAUGCCGGGACCCGCCGGGCAGCCGAUGCGGGAGGAGGACAUGCAGCACCUGGAGAGGCAGCUGGGGAGCCUGCGGGUGAUGCACGAGGCGCAGCCGGGGCAGCCGCUUCCAGGGGCGCCGGACGAGGAGCUGCCACCACUCGUGCCGCUCUCCGCGCCCCCGGCACCCCGGCGCUUCGCCCUCGCCCAGGAGGACGUGCCUGCCCGCGGCAGCCAGUCCCCCACACUGCCGAGGAGCCCGGCCACACCACCAGCCACGCUGAGGGACCGGGAGGGCCCUGGGGCGGGGGGAGCGGUGGGCAGCCCCGGUGCCCAGCACGACGCCCGGCGCGAGAUCCUGGGUUGCGGUGUCUCCGUCCGCAGCCUCAAGGCCAACUACGAGGGGCCAGGGGGGCCCCCUGCACCUCCCCCCAGGGUCACCAAGCGCAAGCGGGUGCAACCCCCUGGUAGCACCCGCCGACCCAUCCUGGAGGAGGAAUACGGGGAUGGGGCACUGCGGCGGAGCAGGCCAGAGCUGCCAGAGCCAAGCAGCCCACAUGAAGGCACCAAGGGGUGCAAGGAGCGCGCCGUUUUCCUCUUCCUGGAGCACUGGAAGAAGCGAGCACUCGCGGCGGUGCCUGGGGAGGAGCGGCCGCGGCGGCCGGGGAGGCGGCGGCCGGCAGCGGGGCGCCUGCUGGCCCGCUGGAGGAGUGUUGCCCGCCGGGUCCCAGGGCGUCAGAUCCGGCGGCUGAGCCGCACCACAGUGCUGUACUGGCCCCAACACUUCCUGCCCCACGUCGGCGGCUCGCCCAUGCCCCACGACAGCCUCCCGCUCGACCUCUUCAUGCUGGGCUACUUCCAGCUGCUGGAGAUGCCCCUCAGCCCCGAGGAGCGGCGCUUCCGCCACCUCCUCUGCUACGAGAUGUUUGACCGCCUGGGCAGCCACAGCUGGCACCGCGUCCGCUGUUUCCACCGCACCGUGCUGGAGCAGGUCGAGGCUGGCCACCGCCACUGGCUUGACGGCUUUGAGGACCUCGUGCAGGAGUUUUUUGGGGAUGACCCUGUGGCAGUGGCAGAGAGCCUACCAGAGCCCCCCACCAUGGCCCCAGAAGGGCAGGGGGCAGCAGUGCCAGUGCCGGAGCUGGGGGAGUUCAGCGAGGAGGACGUCUGCCGCUUCAUUGACCGCAGCUUCUCCUUCUGGAAGGAGAAGGAGGCAGAGAUGUUCGACACCUGAUCCCGGCGGGAUGCUGCAGGCUGUGCCAGUGGUGUGGCAUGGGGCGAUAGCAAGCUCAGGGGACAGCUAUGGCCUGGUGCCCGGCUGCGCUGGCCUGCCUCUGUGGCUCGUGGUGCAGCUCAGCUUGGCAGAGGGCUGGGUGUUGUUCUGCGCGGCCCCCGGCCGAGGUUGCAGUGUGUGCCGCUUGCCGUGGCUGUGUGUUGUGUGGGAGGUGCAGCGGCGGGGCUGCGCUCUCCUCUGGUGUGGCGUUUGCGGUGCCGGGGCAGCGUGGGCCCCCGCGUGUCAUGCAAUAAAGCUGUGGUGUGCUUGCAA